UUUCGCUUGCUAUUGGGUGGCCUGACACUUGAGCUGCUCUUUGAUUUAGCAGACCCUGCCUUGCAAAUUCAGCUCGGUUCCCCCAGCCGCUCGCUUUCCCCCGUCAGAUUGAGCAUGUCUGGCUAGUGGAGUUGAACUAGGACAAUAAAACGCUGCUUCUCCCCGCUCCUGUCCCCUUGCAGGAGGCUAAGGCGAGGGGGGUGGCUGGGAUAAGACGCAUGCGCGCCUAGAGGGUGUUGGGUGCCUAUAAUAACACUGAGAAAGCAAGUGCGAGCCGCUGGAGCCCCAGUGGCUGCUUGUCUGGCCAGCAGAGAGCGACACAGGCCGGGCGCCAGCGGCCGCCGCCGGUGCUUCUGCCGCGCAGGCUGAGGAGCGAGGCCGAGUAGCCAGCGGCACAGCCAGGAUCCGGGCGGGCGGCGCCGCGGGAGACACACGCCGGGCGGCAGCUCCGCGCCCCCUACCAGCCCCUCUCCCCCAGCCGGCAGCCAAGAGGGCGCCGCGCUGCCCCGGGGGGUGUCGCCCCGCAGCGGAGGGAUGUAACUUGGCGCUGCCAGGCUGGCGGCUUCGGCGGGCGCGCCGAGGUGAAGGAGGAGUCGGGACAGGGGCUUUCCCCGCGGAGCAGCGCAGGGGGACUGAGCGGCGGCUCCUCCAGCCCGGCGGUGCCCACUUGGGAUGCGGCUUCCAACCAUGAAAGGAAAGUUUGAGCGGGAUGUCCGGGCCGAGGGAGCGGAGUAACAGCAGCCGCCCGUGCCGAGUGGCUGCCCCUGCGGGGCCCGGCUCGGCUGCCAGGGGAGCCCGGGGCAGCCUCCCGCGCCCCCGCGGGCUCGGCCCUGCGACCCGGACGGGAGGUCGAGCUCUGCCGGCGCUGGGACAGUCCCGCCUCUGAUGCUCCUGGAGUUUCCUGCCGCAUCGCUGCCCCCGCCGGCGUGUGGAUCUGCCGGGCGGGCCCGGCGCCCCGGGCUGGCUGCCCCUGGCGGGCCGCGGCCAGCCCCCCAUUGCUCCCCCGCCGAGCUGGUAGCGAUGGGGUGGGAAGUCCUGGCUCUGUGAAGCGCUUCGCCAGACUCGCCGCCCCGUCUGCUCGCUGGAGAGGGGCAGGCGCCAGCCGCAGAGACCGCAAUCCAGCCGCCGCCUCCUGGGGGCUGGCCGUGGGUUUCCUUUGGGCUGACCAACGCCGGAGCACGGAGCGCCGGGCACUUCGGGAAGAGCCUCCGACUCCCCCUUCCUGGCGGGGGGCUGGCGGCAGAAGAGCCCCGUGGUCUCCCCGCUUCUGGGUGUUAGGCUCCCCUGCGAUCAGAUGCUUCACCCCUCUCCACUCAGAGCCGUGUUAGUAGGAGACCCCCCGCCCCCGGCAUAGCGGGGUACUGUGGCCCCCCCGGCAUAGCGGGGUGCUGUGUCCACAACCAGCCCUGCCCCCCCCCGCACCAGGGACAACGGGGUGCUUUGUCCCCCCGCCCCUUUGCACAGGGGGGUGCUAGCAGAGGAGCCCCGUGGGUGCGGAGGACCCUCCCCCCCCCUUUUUUUUUUUUUCUGCCGGGCGCGCUGCUGCCCCGGCCGCCGCCGCUGAGCGGUGCCAUGUGGAGCGGGCGCUGCUGGCUGCUGCUGGCGGCGCUGGGCUGGCUGCUGCCGGCGGGGGCCGGGGCCAGCGGCGAGUACUGCCACGGCUGGCUGGACGCGCAGGGCGCCUGGCGGGACGGGUUCCAGUGCCCGGAGCGCUUCGACGGCGGGGACGCCACCAUCUGCUGCGGCAGCUGCGCCUUGCGCUACUGCUGCUCCAGCGCCGAGGCCAGGCUGGACCAGGGCGUGUGCGACAACGACCGGCAGCAGGGGGCAGACGAGCAGGGCCGGCCGGACAAAGACGGCCCGGAUGGCGCAGCAGUGCCCAUUUAUGUGCCAUUCCUUAUAGUUGGAUCUGUUUUUGUUGCCUUUAUCAUCUUGGGGUCUCUAGUAGCAGCUUGUUGCUGCAGAUGCCUGCGACCCAAGCAAGAGCCACAGCAGAGCCGAGCACCUGGAGGUAAUCGGCUGAUGGAGACUAUUCCCAUGAUUCCAAGUGCCAGUACCUCCCGUGGUUCAUCCUCUCGUCAAUCAAGUACUGCUGCCAGCUCCAGUUCCAGUGCCAAUUCAGGUGCCAGAGCCCCCCCUACUAGGUCACAGACCAACUGCUGUUUGCCAGAAGGGACCAUGAAUAAUGUCUAUGUCAACAUGCCUACUAAUUUCUCAGUACUGAACUGCCAGCAGGCUACCCAGAUUGUGCCACACCAAGGGCAAUAUCUGCACCCACAGUAUGUAGGUUAUGCUGUCCAACAUGACUCUAUGCCUAUGACCCCGGUGCCACCUUUCCUGGAUGGUCUGCAAAGUGGAUACAGGCAGAUUCAGUCUCCCUAUCCCCAUGCGAAUAGUGAACAGAAGAUGUACCCAGCAGUGACUGUGUAACUUAAAAAAAAAAUCACAUAUUUUAGCACCUAAGCCGAGCAGAGGAGAAAUACUUUUGGAAUAAAGCUUGUAGAACCUCAUUUGUAAAUAAUUUUGAAAGACUCAUGCAUGUCAGACAGUGUUUUUAAACCAUUUCUUUACAUUGGAUUCAGUUGCCAAAAACUGUGUAACGAUAUCUUUGAAUUACCAUUUCCAGAUAUGCUUCCAUUCCAGUUCAUGAUUAAUAGUGGCAAUGGAUUAUGCUGAAGAUGCAUAUGCAUUUCAGAUAACUGUGUGUGAGAGAUGAAUGCCUGAGCCAUUAAGUGCCCUUCAGGUAUGGCACAGUCAAAGCAUUUGGCUACUUCAUAAAAAGAGUUUUGUUACACUGUACAAGAUCACAGUAUUUAAGAAACCGCUCCUCUCCUCCUCUCUCCCAACUCCUUUACAACAUUUCAUAUUGCUUUACAGACAAUCACAUUGUCAAUGGAAGACUAAACCGUGCAAUCAUUGUAAGUUAGGAACCUGCUACCAAGUCCUAUGAUUUCUUACCCACCUUAGGUUCAAGGUGGAAUGAGGUGUUAUUCUUAGUUUUUCACAAGAUUAUUUUCUUUGUCCCUUAUAUUUAUGUAGGAAUUAGAAGUGUGUAAAACAUUCAGCUCAAACUUCCAGUGCACUUGGAAUCAUUCUCGAUUUGAGUUUGACUCAUGUUCAGGAACCAAUAGGGGUUUGCACAAUCUUUGUUUAUCUCAACGAACUUUAAGAAAAAACAGAUAUGAGGUUCUUGCUUUGAUCAAAAUCUUUGAUACUACUAUUGUCCUGUGCAUUUCAAGUUUGAACUGUGCUUGCAGAGAAAGGUCAUGUAGUAUCUUCAAAUAUGGCUACUAAUCCCACUUCCUGUGAAACAUAAACCUGUGUGAAUGUGCACAAACAUGUCAAACCAAGAUCUUGCCCAUGGGUUUAUAAUGCAAUUCAACCAUGGGAAAUGGGAUUCAUUCUAACCCAAACCUUUCUGAACUCCAGGGCCUGCUGACCAGUUCUGAUGUUAAAAUAGUGCCAAUCCAAAUUGAAUUUGGAAGGAUUUGCACAGCUAGAUUAGGAGUCAGUUUCUGGAAAUACUAUUUUUUGUUAUUUGUGUUGAAAAUAAACAAAAGAACAACCAAAACACUCAAGUCCUAAUAGCUUUUCAUUUUGUAUAAUUGCUUUAUAAAUGAAAUAUUUCUGCACAAUGUAGAAAUCUUUAAGCCUUCAAGCAGAUGGCAUGUGGCAGAGGGUGACUUUGCACUAAAACUUUUGAUUCCAUUUGUGAUAAAAUAGAUAAUCUCCUGAGUUUAAAGAAGUAACCAAUAUACAGUAAAAGCUGUGUUAUCCAGCCCUGUACCAACCAGAAAGCUCUAUAAACUGGCAUUUCUAAUCUUCAUAGAAAGUCCGGUUUAUAGUCUGGUUGGCAUGGGGCUGACAGGCUCCUUACCUGGCUCCGUGUGGCUCCCUGGAAGCGGCGACCUGUCCCUGCUGCUCUUAGGCGGAGGCGUGUCUAGAGAACUCUGCGUGCUGCCUCUGUCCGUGCCCCCUCCCCCCCAGCUCCCAUUGGCCGCGGUUUCUGGCCAAUAGGAGUUGCAGAGCCAGUGCUCGGGGCAGGGUGGGGGCAGUGUGCAGAGCCACCUAGCUGCGCCUCCAUCUAGGAGCAGCAGGGACAGGUUGCCGCUGGCAGGGAGGUGCCCGAGGUGAGCGCCCCCUGGAUCCAGCACCCCACACCCUCAUGUGUCCCAACCUGCCCCAAGCCCCUUCCCACACCCCAACUCCCUCCCAGAGCCCACACUCCCUCCGUGCCCCAACCCCCAGCCCUGCACCCAAACUCUUUCCCUCUUAGUUAACCCAAAUUUUUCACUUAUCGGCACCCCCCCACACCCUCAGCAUGCCGGAUGAAAAAGCUUUUACUGUACAAGGAAUAAUCUGUGUUAAUUGUAAUGUGCAUUUCAUACUACUUUAAAACAAAACCAGCAAUGUCUUUAAGGCUGCUUUCAUCGUUUUUAAAUUAAUCUGUGCAUUUCAAUCAAUUUGUUCUUUAUGUUUGGAAUGACAGUAUAGUAUUGAGGGCAUACUGAAAACAUUAAAUUGCUUUAACCAGACUAGAACUGAUAAAAUGUUUUCUUAUUGUCUGAUACUGAUUCUUUAUGUUGCAAUGAAUCAGAUACUAACAAUUUUGUUACAUGGACUGUAUGUCAGGUCUAAUGGUUUAUUUGUAAACAUGCAACACAAAAAGGCAAAAGGAAGCAAUGUUCUUUACCACUGAAAUAAGAAAAAGAGUAGGUAUUUUACAUCAGGUCUGCUGCUAUUGGCUGAUACCAUAACAAUAGUACAGCAUGUAUAACUUUUAAGAAAGAGGCAUCCUUUGAGCCACUUUAUUUCUUUUGACUAGAAAAGAUUGGGGCUGAUCUUGAGAAGUGCUGGGUACCUCCUACAAAGCAUUGAAACCCAAAUUUUUAAAGGUAUUUAGACAUUGGUCUGCUCAGCAUUUUAAGUCUUAAGGAUAUUAGACAAUUAGUGGGAUUUUCAAAAGCACCUGAGCACCCAACUCCUAUGGUAAGUAGGCACCUAAAUACCUUUGAGGAACUAGGCCUUUCAGUGCUGUGCAGAGCAAUGUCUAAAUACCUUUAGAUCUAGGCUAAAUGCCCUCAACUGUUGUUGGCUUCAAAAGGAAUUAAAGGUGCUCAGCAUCUCACAGGAUCAGGUCCAUUGUUUCUUUUCCGGAAGACAGUUUCCCACAGCCUGAUGUUAGCUUUUUCAACUGUGAAUAAAGUUAGCUCUCUAUUUCUCUCUCUCCCAGAAUGCACUGCAUUCAUUGCACAUGCCCUGUUAAGGACACCUGCUCUGAUUUAUGAAAUUCAGGUGAAUCUCUUUGUACAUUGUUUACUUGUUUAAAAAUUUUAAGUUAAAUUUAAGUAUGUAGAAAUUAAUUUACAACUGUUGGAAAAAAAAACAAACCCUGAGUUGUAAUAAAAGGAAGUUUGUGAGAUGUGGUGUUUUAUAUCUUGUGUAUAAUAAUGUAAAAUCAAUGUUAACAUUUGGUAAAGUUUUUAAAUCUCUUACAGGGCACUUGACAUAAAGUGUUUCUUACAAAUGAAGAAAAAAACCCUUUGCUUCUUAAUAAAUAUUUUAUGGUGUGA
Molecule: messenger RNA, 5573 nt
Organism: Chelonia mydas (Green sea turtle)
Lineage: Eukaryota; Metazoa; Chordata; Testudines; Cheloniidae
Gene: SHISA2
Product: shisa family member 2
Exons: 2
Coding region: 1573-2430 (285 amino acids)
Biological process (GO): negative regulation of Wnt signaling pathway; negative regulation of fibroblast growth factor receptor signaling pathway
Cellular component (GO): endoplasmic reticulum
Source: RefSeq, a predicted model, not a curated record